CUCAGGCCAAACACACGAGCCGCCGGUACUUUGUCAAGGCCCAGGAAGCAUACGGGGAAGCCGUCAGUAAGCUACAUCAAGCCCUGGGUUACAACACCGAGGCGACAUCACCGGCCGUAUUGUCAUCGGUGUGUCUGCUUUGGAAGUACGACGUAUGGAUCUCAUAGCAUUCCCCCUGCCAGGUGUGGAUCCGAACUAGUUCCUCACUCACGUCGUCAUCCAGGUCAUCAUGGGCGAAGGCGACAAGAGCCCCCACCUCCGAGGGCAGCGCGAGAUUCUCCGCAUACGCCUCCCUCGCGGAGUGGAUAGCGAGAAAUGGGUCGACCGCCUCGCACUUGCCAGUGUCCAGAUGCAGAACAUUAGUCCACAAGCAUCACCGACACUCGAUAUUCCUCUUCCGCAAGCCACCUCCUCGCCAUACGCAGAUCCUGCAGCAACUCUACAGGAGAUCCUGCUACCCAGAGUGACGUCCAUCACCGGCGCCAUCGCUGCCUUGCCUCGAAUACCUCCGAUCGGCUUCGAUGCCAUGUCAAACGCCAGCGAACUGCUUUGCGUCCAUCAGGAGCUAAGGGAGUGGGAAGCGAGCCUGCCAAACCAGUGGAAAUAUCAGGUCCUCCCGAAGCUUGCAUUCACCGAGCAAGACCCCUUCCCCCCUUCAACAUCGUCCUGCCGAGCAUCUCCGUGGCUGGAAUAUGGAUUGCGUACUGGCUCGCCCGGCUGUCGGUACUGCGUGGGCUGAUCUUGAUCGUGCCCAUGAUCCACGGCAACAGCUCAGGCACCUUGCUGUCCGAGUUGAGAGCCGAUAUACAGUCGGUAGCCGCUUCUAUCUGCUCCAGCAUUCCGCAUAUGCUUGGACAGAUCGAUGUCGAUGGGAAACCGAUCCCUAGCGCCGACCGCGAGGGUCAGGGGAUCGGCGCCUUCUUUGCGACGAGGGCGCUCUACAUUACCGCACAGCUACCCGAGUUGUCUGAUGAGCAAUUAUCGUGGAUCCUUGGCAUGAUGGAGUUUAUCGGGCAAGAAAGGGGAAUCCGGCAGGCAUUGGUUCGGAGAGAGCAGGUGUUGCAAAGACGAGCAGGACUCGUUGCUGGGGUCGGCCCCUGCUUGGCA
Molecule: messenger RNA, 1107 nt
Organism: Thermothielavioides terrestris NRRL 8126
Lineage: Eukaryota; Fungi; Ascomycota; Sordariomycetes; Sordariales; Chaetomiaceae
Exons: 1
Coding region: 230-739 (169 amino acids)
Source: RefSeq, a predicted model, not a curated record